CACAAUUUUGAAGAGGGGGAAUUUUCAUCUAGGUACAGAUUUUCUAGAGAAACAGUAGCAGAAAUUACAUAUAUGCUGGAGCCGUAUCUGUGCCGCCCAACACUGCGUUCUUAUGCAAUGACUGCACAUGAACAAGUUUUAAUGGCACUGAGAUAUUAUGCGACUGGGGACAAAAUGACAACAAUUGGGGAUACCAUGGGUUUCCAUGUUUCUAGCGUGUCCAGGAGUGUUAGGGAUGUGUCAGCCGCACUGUGUGACAUUGCUCCACAAUAUAUCAAAUGGCCCACAGAUCCAGCAGAGAAGAUGACCAUUAAGCAGGGAUUUUACUCCAUUGCCUCAUUCCCUGGAGUUAUCGGGGCUGUAGAUGGGACUCAUACUCGAAUCCAGUCCCCGAGAGAAUAUGAACAUACCUAUGUUAAUAGAAAGGGGUUUCACUCCAUAAAUGUCCAGGGAAUAUGUGACCAUACAGGGAAAUUUUUGAAUGUUUCUGCAAAGUGGCCAGGUUCGAACCACGACUCUUUUAUUUUCCGGAGUUCGGACAUCGGCAUUCAUUUAGAAGGAAACCAUCGGGGUAUUGAUGUGGACGGGGUUCUUUUGGGAGAUAGUGGGUAUGCCUGCAGUAGGUACUUACUUACGCCAUACCUGCGGCCUAGUACAAGAGCACAAAUAAAGUACAAUGAUGCUCAUGCAAAAACUAGGGGUGUCGUGGAAAGGUGUUUUGGUUGGUGGAAGAGGCGUUUUAUAGUGCUUCAUGAAGAAAAUAAAUGUGAACCAGGGCGGGUUGCAAAGAUAGCGGUGGCUUGUGCUGUACUGCACAAUAUAGCUCUUCAGAGACAUGAGCCAAUGGAAGAUGAUAUUAAUGGCCCAGGAGACAAUGGGGGAAAUGACGGAGCAGUGCAGGGUCCCAUCAAUGAUAAUGUCAGGAGAUUUAUCACAGAGCAUUAUUUCAACUGAGUGUUCUCAAAAUUUGAUGAAAUUUUAUUAAUGCAGCUAAAAACUGAAUAUUUAGAAAUGUCAACAGUUUUUCAAACUAAGAAAUACAACACAGAGAAAUUUCAUUUUUAAAAAUAUAAAUCAAGAACAAGAUGCCUAUGGACCACAAAGCUCACCAAAGACACUCUGACCUUAUUCUUAGUUUAUCAGCAGACCCCCCCCCCCCUAUAUACUUCUGUAUUUAACACUGAUCCCCUAUUGUAGUCUCAUCCUACCCCAGGAGAAAAUGAUUUAAACAAACUUGGAACGGAAACUAAGUGGACCGACAGACCAACCGACAGACAGCAGAAAAACAAUAUACCCUCCCUUCUUCAUAGGAGGGCUUACAUAAAAAUCAUUAAUGGUUCACUAUUCGUAUGAGAAGAUUUUAAAAGCCCCCCUUUCUUAUUCCUACAUAAAUAUUUGAUUCCCCACUGUGACCCCAUCCAACCCAAGGGUCCUCAUUUGUUUUUUAUAAUUCUAAUAAUUCUGAAUUUUUUUUAAUAUAGGGUAAAAAAUUGGAAAGUUUAGAAUGACAACGAUGACAACAACAAAGUAUGAUUAGAAAAAGCACUGACUUUGGCUCAUGUGUGCUAAAA
Saccostrea echinata is the source of this 1571-nucleotide messenger RNA. RefSeq names its product putative nuclease HARBI1. The transcript is spliced from 4 exons. Lineage: Eukaryota; Metazoa; Mollusca; Bivalvia; Ostreida; Ostreidae. The record is from RefSeq and is a predicted model, not a curated record. The coding region runs from base 73 to 954 and encodes 293 amino acids.